This is a messenger RNA of Syngnathus acus (greater pipefish), 4478 nucleotides long. It is a transcript of the gene cacna2d4a, whose product is annotated as calcium channel, voltage-dependent, alpha 2/delta subunit 4a. The coding region runs from base 515 to 3865 and encodes 1116 amino acids. The transcript is spliced from 40 exons. Lineage: Eukaryota; Metazoa; Chordata; Actinopteri; Syngnathiformes; Syngnathidae. The record is from RefSeq and is a predicted model, not a curated record. Gene Ontology annotation, cellular component: voltage-gated calcium channel complex. Gene Ontology annotation, molecular function: voltage-gated calcium channel activity.
GUACAUGAUGCCUCCCUCACAACUCUGGACUCAUCCAUAGCAGCAUUGAAAUUUAAAAUGUCAACAUUCCCUCUAUUCUCAUUUUAAACAGGAAAACGCCAAGUUAGGGAAUGAAAUGGAAGUGAGCGAGGGAAGGCAGUAGUUCCGAGAAAUGGUGUUACGAGUGACACGGGGUGAAGAAAAAGAAGCAUGGGUGGAGGGGGGAGGGAUUUAAUCCUGCCUGGAUUAUCGUAUACAUUGGUCGUGAGGCGCAAGCGAGUGAGGAAGUCCCAACAGUCCAUCCAUCCAUCCCAGACUCCAUUCCGGACCGUUUUCAUCUCUCUGCUCAGUGAUUUUUUUUUUUUUUUUUUACCUCUCCAGAUGUGAGCACAAAAGUUCUGGAAAGAUGGACUACUGCUACUGCUCGUGGUCGGAUGUGACCUCACCGAGUGUUUGGGACCUCUGGCGGUCCUCUCCGUGUCACACCGUGGAUUCUUUUGUGCCUGUUGUGGCUCUCCGGACUUGAGCUCAACUGAUGUUUUGGAUCCCGGUUGUUUUGAGACUUGUCAAAGAAGAAAUGGACGCAAACGCGGGCGAUGGUGUACAGUGGCAGAGAAAUGGACCGCGGCGAACGAGGCUGACGAUGCUCCCGUGGAUGAUCCUGUGCAGCUCGCUGUGGCUGGCAGUGGAUGGCCAGAUGAAGAUCUCACCGGAGACCGUGCAGAAGUGGGCAGAGUCAUUCGGGAAAGAGAUGGCAUCCCUCUCCACCAAAUACUCUGGAGCUGAACUGCUACAAAAAAAAUAUAAGGACGUGGAGGGCGUGUUGAAGAUUGAGGAGGUGGACGGAGGGGAGCUGGUCCAAAAGUUUGCGGAGGAGAUGGAGAAGAUGCUUGGGAGGAAAAUGAAAUCUGUUAAGAGGUUGGCAGAAGCAGCCGAGGAGGCUGAUCUUUACCACGAGUACAAUGACACGCUUGAAUUUGAAUACUACAACUCCAUGCUGAUCAACAUGGCGGACGAGGACGGCAACCCGCUGCCCCUGGGAGGAGAAUUCCCGCUGGAAAAGAACGAACACUUCAGCAAACUGCCAGUCAACACGCAGCAAAGUAACAUUCAAGUGCCCACUAAUGUCUACAACAGAGAUACAGAUAUUUUAAACGGCGCGUACAUGUCCGAGGCUCUCAAUGACGUAUUCAUCGACAACUUCCAGAAGGAUCCCACCCUCACUUGGCAGUACUUUGGAAGCUCCUCAGGCUUCUUCAGGCUCUACCCGGGGAUCCAGUGGAUCCCGGACGAGAAUGGGGUGGUCACUUUCGAUUGCAGAAACAGAAACUGGUAUAUCCAGGCGGCCACUUCUCCGAAAGAUGUGGUCAUUGUGGUGGAUGUGAGCGGCAGCAUGAAGGGGCUCAGGCUCACUAUAGCUAAGCACACCAUCAACACAUUAUUGGACACACUGGGAGAGAAUGAUUUUGUCAACAUCAUAGCUUAUAGCGACUACGUUCGAUACUUGGAACCCUGCUUCAAGGGAAUUCUGGUCCAAGCCGAUCUAGAUAACAGAGAGCACUUCAAGUUACUGACCAGCGAGCUGCACGUCAAAGGAGAAGGCAAAGUGAAAAAUGCCAUGAGGGAGUCGUUCAGGAUCCUCAAUGAGGCUGCAGCACUGGGCCAGGGCAGCCUGUGCAACCAGGCCAUCAUGCUGAUAACAGACGGCGCUAUGGAAGACUUCCAGGAUGUUUUUCAAGAGUUCAACUGGCCAGAACGACGGGUUCGAGUAUUCACUUAUCUCAUAGGACGGGAAAUGACAUUUGCUGAAAAUGUCAAAUGGAUUGCCUGCAAUAAUAAGGGUUAUUACACGCACAUUUCGACGCUAGCUGACGUCCAGGAAAACGUCAUGGAGUACCUGCACGUUCUCAGCCGGCCCAUGGUCAUCAACCACGACCAUGACAUCAUCUGGACGGAGGCCUACAUGGACAGUGUGCUAUUCAACAGUCAAGCCCAGAGUUUGCUUCUGAUGACUUCGGUUGCAAUGCCUGUUUUCAGCAAGAAAAAGGAGACGUUGUCUCAUGGAAUUUUGCUUGGAGUUGUCGGAACUGACGUGGCCCUGAAAGAACUGAUGAGAUUAGCUCCGAGAUACAAGCUGGGUGUCCACGGUUAUGCCUACCUCAUCACAAACAAUGGCUACAUCUUGUCUCAUCCUGACCUCCGGCCUCUGUACAAGGAAGGGAAGAAGCUGAAGCCCAAACCCAACUAUAACAGUGUCGACUUGUCCGAGGUGGAAUGGGAAGACACAGAAGAGAAACUCAGGACGGCCAUGGUCAAAGGAGAAACCGGGACCUUGUCCUUGGAUGUGAGGACUUCAGUGGAUAAGGGAAAACGAGUGAUGUUCCUCAAGAAUGAUUACUUCUACACCGGCAUCAAUGAGACUCCUUUUAGUCUUGGUAUAGUGUUGACAAGAGGAUAUGGGCAGUAUAUAUUUGUUGGGAAUGUCUCUGUUGAAGAAGGUCUUCAUGAUUUACUGGCUCCUGAUUUGACCAUCGCUAGCGAAUGGACCUACUGCGAGACCGACAUCGACCCAGCGCAUCGUAAAUUGAGCCAGUUGCAAGCGGUAGUUCGAUACCUGACGGGGAAAGAACCGGAUCUUGAGUGUGACGUGCAGCUGAUGCAGCAAACCCUGUUCGACGCUGUGGUGACUGCUCCGAUGGAAGCUUACUGGACUGCCCUCAUGCUCAACCCAACCGGUAUGGAUGACGGCAUUGAAACAGCUUUCCUGGGCACGCGGUCCGGCCUGAUGAGAUUCCAGCGUUACGCUGGAAUCGAAAAGCGAGUUGGCAUGUCCUUCCUGACAGCCACGGAUAAGGAGAACAUGUUCACUUUGGACCAUUUUCCAUUGUGGUUCCGCAGGGCAGCCGAGUACCCUGCUGGACAGUUUCUGUACUACAUGCCACGACAAGACACCAGAGCUGGGAGGAUCGUGAUCUCAACCACUGCCAUCACUGUGACUGUGGGCAAGAAGACAGCCAUUGCUGGAGCCAUUGGUGUCCAAAUGACUCUGGAGGUGAUGGAAUCCAGAUUUUGGGCCAUCGCAUCACAGCCAAACGACACUGAUUGCUCCGACGUGGAAGGAAUUUGUCCUCUUCGUUGCGACAGCUUUGAUAUGGAGUGCUACGUGAUUGACAAUAAUGGCUUUGUCCUCAUUUCCAAACAACGCGCUGACGCCGGGACAUUCUUCGGCGAGGUGGACGGCACGGUUAUGUCCACGUUGAUCCGAAUGGGCAUGUUCAAGAGGGUUUCUCUGUUUGACUACCAGGCGAUGUGUAAAAUGAACACUCACUCCGUCAGCAGGGCCCGGCCACUUCUUAAUUCAUUCUACGCUUUGGCAUCCGCUCUCAAGUGGUUCCUUUCCAACUUCUUACUGUUUCUCCUUGAGUUUAACGUUUGUGGAUUCUGGCACACGGAGCACUUUGCAGAUGCGUCUGCUCACAAGAAAAAGGGGGACCUCCUGCAGCCGUGUGAUACAGAGUACCCCAGUUUUGUCUACGAGCCGUCAGUCAAAGAGACCAACAGUAUCAUCAAGUGCGGACGCUGCCAGAAGAUGUUUGUGGUGCAACAGAUCCCGCAGAGCAACCUGCUGAUGUUAGUUGUCCAGGCCGACUGCGACUGCUCCAGACAAUACUCGCCCAUUACUAUGGAGCCCAAAGAAGUCAAAUAUAACUCCUCAGUGAAAUGCGACCGGAUGCGUUCCCAGAAGAUCCGCAGACGUCCCGAGUCGUGCCACGCUUACCACCCUCAGGAGAACGCAAACGACUGCGGAGGAGCGGCCGCCGUAUCCCUCUCUACCUUGCUCUUCCUCGUUUGUCCAUCCAUCGCCUCAUUCCUCUACCAAUGGUGACCCCGAUUUUGCCACAAGUGGAUUUAUUUUUUAUAUAUAAAGCACAACUAUAUUUGUUGGUCCUGACAAACCGAAGAACUGUUCCUUUCCUUGGUGAAAGUGCUGAAAAUUGGCAGGUGUUGCCAUGGAUACCACUCUCCAUUAGUUUUAUUCUCUUCCACCACCUUGUAUCUCCAAAUGAAAGGGGGGGACUAAACAGAAGCAGGUGGUUGCCGUGACUCACACGGAUGAAUUAUGAAUCACAUGAGUGAAUGUAAUAGAGCCCGUAGGGAAGUAAUGAAUUUCUGAUUUAGCUUCACGCCGAUUUGCGUAUGGUCAUGCAAAUCACAUCAUGUAGCAUAGGAAGGGCUUCAAACUACAAAGGUCUAACUUAUUAUAUUAAAUUAAUACCCUUUAACUAUUUCAAAAUGUAUAAUUUAAGGUUGAGUCCUAGUUAGCACGUCAUUUCAUUUAAACAAGUAAAAAACAAUAUAUUUAUAUACAUUGCUGCCUCCUGUAUAUUGGUGUAAAUCUGUCAUCAUAUUUUUGUACGCUACUAGUGUUUAGCUUUUCUAAAAGCAUGUUUAUGAGAAAUUGCCGGAUUGACUACCUAUUAAACUUAUUCAUUGUGUGU